GAUGAGAGGAAAGAGCAUAUCCCGGACGAUUUGUUGGCUGUGGUAUUGGGUAGGUUUUUUAGGGAGCGAGGGAGUGGGGGCACGAGGAUGAGUCGCGAUGCCGUGAGGGCGGUGGGGAGGUAUAUGGAUACGUUUGUCAGGGAGGGGGUUGCGCGGGGGGCGUGGGCGGGUGAGGAGAGGGGGAAUGGGGUGCUGGAGGUGGAGGAUUUGGAGAGGUUGGCGCCGCAGCUUUUGUUGGAU
This is a messenger RNA of Hyaloscypha bicolor E, 240 nucleotides long. RefSeq lists its product as uncharacterized. The transcript has a single exon. The record is from RefSeq and is a predicted model, not a curated record. Gene Ontology annotation, cellular component: Fanconi anaemia nuclear complex; FANCM-MHF complex. The annotation marks the transcript as partial. NCBI's taxonomy places the organism in Eukaryota, Fungi, Ascomycota, Leotiomycetes, Helotiales, Hyaloscyphaceae. Gene Ontology annotation, biological process: replication fork processing; kinetochore assembly; DNA repair.